UCUGUCUCCCUCUGCAGGCGACUUCGUGAUCCUGCUGAACGCUGGGAUGAGCAUCCAGCAGGCCCUGUUCUUCAACUUCCUCUCAGCCUGCUGCUGCUACCUGGGAAUGGCAUUCGGAAUUCUGGCCGGGAAUCAGUUCUCCCCAAACUGGAUCUUUGCCCUGGCCGGGGGGAUGUUCCUCUACAUCGCGCUGGCAGACAUGUUCCCGGAGAUGAACGAGGUGAGCCGGGAGGAGGAAGAGGCCGGAGGGAGCGGCUCUUUCGUCACCUUCAUCAUCCAGAACGCUGGCCUGCUGACGGGAUUCAGCAUCAUGCUGCUCCUGACCGUCUACUCAGGACAGAUCCAGCUGGGAUAGCGGCGGAUCGGGACUAAACCCGGUUCCUGCUGGACUAAACUGAACAUUUGAACCCCCCGGCCUGUAGGGGGCGCACCCAAAGAGUCGAGAGCGGCGGACUCGGGCGUUAGCUCUGAGUUAAAACUGAACUGUGCAGUUUUUGUUUUUGGAAAAAGACAAACUGGACCAGCUGGACUCGGUCUGGACCAAAACCUGGAACACAAACCAGCGAUUCGAACCAGUCCAGGAGCAGAGUACUAACCCUGGACUGGACCUGACCGGAACCCAGUCUAAAUGAGCCAGUUGACGUGCAGCAGACGGAUCAAACUGACCUGGAAUAUGCAUCUGCUUUAUUUUACUUCCGUUGUUCUACCAAAUCUUCCUUCGUUUGCUUUCUUUCUUCCUUUUUUUUCCCGUCUUUAUUCCGUACAGUGGCCUUGCCUGUCUUGUCAUCAUAAUUAUUAUUAAUGCAAAAGGAUGUUGUUUGUGUACGUGGCGUUGUGUCUAAGCUUUUAAACUCAUAAAC
Messenger RNA from Astyanax mexicanus (Mexican tetra), 860 nucleotides. RefSeq names its product metal cation symporter ZIP14-like. Gene Ontology annotation, biological process: zinc ion import across plasma membrane; intracellular zinc ion homeostasis. The record is from RefSeq and is a predicted model, not a curated record. Bases 47 to 355 code for a protein of 102 amino acids. Gene Ontology annotation, cellular component: membrane. The transcript is spliced from 2 exons. Gene Ontology annotation, molecular function: zinc ion transmembrane transporter activity. NCBI's taxonomy places the organism in Eukaryota, Metazoa, Chordata, Actinopteri, Characiformes, Acestrorhamphidae.